UGGCUAACUGGCUGUCAGUUAGCUAUCCGCCUACAGGGCUACAGCCGUAAAAUCAGAGAAAUGUGGUAUGCAAAACUCACUGAGUGCUUGUGAACUCGAUCUCGGGUUAAACAAUGAGACAGUAAAAUGCUUUCUUACAGCACAUUUAUUUUGUGCUAACUUAUUUUGUACAUGACGGAAGGAAAAUUCGAAUCGUCGCGGACAGAUGACGCAACUUUUCCGCUCGGCUGAACAGCUGCAUGAUCUGAGAGGAAAAACAACCGGGUACAGCAGUUUGUCUUCAUAGUGCAGAGAUGCAUAUGUGUAUUUUGUAGUAAUGAGAAAAGGCGAUUAUUAAACGGCAGCUUAGUGCAGUUAUCAUGCACCCCCUGAAGGACGCACAACUGGGGGCCUUCACUUUUUUCGCCUCGUCUCUUCCUCAUGAUGUGUGUGGAAGCAAUGGGCUUCCGCUAACCCCAAACUCCAUCAAGAUCCUGGGACGCUUCCAGAUCCUGAAGACCAUCACACACCCCAGACUUUGUCAGUAUGUGGACAUCUCCCGAGGAAAGCAUGAAAGGCUUGUGGUUGUAGCUGAACACUAUGAAAGCAGCUUGAACGAUUUUCACAAGCGAGGCAAUCCUGUGAGCCCAGAGAAGGUGCUGCAGAUUGCUUAUGAGGCACUGGAGGGACUGGAGUUCAUGAACAAGCAUGGGAUGGUACAUAGAGCCCUUGCCCCUCACAACAUCCUCAUGGACUGCAAGGGCAAUGUGAAGCUUGCAAAAUUUGGUCUUUAUCACAUGACUGACCAUGGAGCAGAUGUGGACUUCCCCAUUGGGUACCCGUCCUAUCUGGCCCCAGAGGUCAUUGCCCAGGGGUCCUUCCGCCCCAGUGACCCCUCCCACAGGGAGGCCCCCCUGCCCUCAGGCCCCAAAACGGACGUGUGGUCCCUGGGACUUGUGCUGUUAGAGCUUUGUGUGGGGAGGCACCUACUUCAAAGUAUUGAUAUCUGUGAAAGACUGAAAUUCAUUCUGACUCUUGGGUGCAUGGACGACAUCAUCACGGUUCUCGCAGAGGAACACGGAUGUUUAGAGAGGGUCAAGGAGCUGCCUGAGAGUGUUUUGGCUUUAUUAAAGAAAUGUCUGACAUUUAGCCCAUCAAAAAGGCCCACUCCGGCGCAGCUGCUGAGAGACCCGGUGCUGCAGGGCGUGUCCUGCCUCUACACGCCCUUCCUGAAGCCCGUGGGGCUGUUCUCCUCCUCCCUGCGCUGCGCUCACCUCCAGCUGCCCGAUGACAUCAGCGAGCUCUGCAAGGACGAUGAUGACGACUACCUGGCCGAGAGGUCUAUUGACGAGGUGUAUUACCUGUGGUGUCUGGCUGGGGGAGACCUGGAGAAAGAGCUUACCAAUAAGGGGAUCAUCCAGUCCAAGCCCCCUGUCUGCACUCUGCCCAACUUUCUCCUGGAGGACGGCGAGUCGUUCGGGCAGGGCCGGGACAGGAGCUUCCUGCUGGAUGACACCACCGUGACCCUGUCCCUGUGCCAGCUCAAAAACAGGCUGAAGGAUGUUGCGGGAGAAGUGUACUACCCAUUACUGGAGGAUGAGCAGUCAAGUCUACCUCACUCCAAUAGCAGCAACGAGCUGUCGGCAGCCGUCACGCUGCCCCUCAUCAUCAGAGAGCGGGACACAGAGUACCAGCUCCUCCGAAUUGUGCUUUUUGACAGGCUACUGCAGGCGUACCCAUUCAAAAAGAACCAGGUUUGGAGGGAGGCCAGAGUGGACAUCCCCCCGCUGCUCAGAGGCCUGGCCUGGGCAGGCUUGCUGGGAGUGGAGGGGGACAUUCAGGCUAAAUACGAUGCCAUAGAUAAGGACACGCCAAUCCCUACAGACAGACAGAUCGAGGUGGACAUCCCCCGGUGUCAUCAGUAUGAUGAGCUGCUCUCCUCCCCACAAGGUCAUGUGAAGUUCAGGCGGGUGCUGAAGGCGUGGGUGGUGUCCCACCCUGACCUGGUCUACUGGCAGGGUCUGGACUCCCUUUGUGCUCCUUUCCUGUAUCUGAAUUUCAACAAUGAAGCUUUAGCCUACGCCUGCAUGUCUGCCUUCAUUCCUAAGUACCUGUACAAUUUCUUCCUGAAGGACAACUCUCACGUCAUUCAAGAGUACCUGACUGUGUUCUCUCAGAUGAUAGCCUUCCACGACCCCGAGCUCAGCAAUCACCUCAAUGAGAUUGGAUUCAUACCAGACCUAUACGCCAUUCCGUGGUUCCUCACCAUGUUUACACACGUGUUCCCGCUGCACAAGAUCUUCCACCUGUGGGACACCCUCCUCCUGGGAAACUCCUCCUUUCCGUUCUGCAUAGGCGUGGCCAUCCUGCAGCAGCUGAGGGACCGACUGCUGGCCAACGGCUUCAACGAGUGCAUCCUGCUCUUCUCCGACCUGCCCGAGAUCGACAUCGAACGCUGUGUUCGAGAAUCCAUCAACCUCUUCUGCUGGACUCCCAAAAGUGCCACAUACAGGCAGCAUGCCCAGCCACCCAAGCCCCCCUCUGACAACAAUGGCUUCAGCAAGGCAUCCUGCUUUUCCCCUGACUACCAGGACCUGCCCAAGACUGACCGGUCCCGGGAGCCCCUCAAGCUGAGCGAUCUGAAGGAGGAGGUAUCCCCCCGAAUCUCUGUGGAGGACCUCAUUGACCUGUGUGAGCUAUCUGGCCCCAGCCAUUUCAAAACCCCCACCAAGAGGACCAAGUCCAGCAAACCCAAGAUCCUGGCCCUGGACAUCCGCAGCAGUGAGGAUUUCAACCGGGGUCACGUCCCGGGGAGCAUCAACAUUGCCUGCAGUACCCCGUCUGGCCUGGAGGGGGAGCUGAUCCAGGCAGCGGUCACCAGCACCCUGCAGAGCUACAGAGGGAGGGUCAUCGUGGUCAUCAGCCAUGCCAUGAAGAAUGCAAGCAUGUUCACAGCCCACCUGGUGAAGUCCAGCUACCCGCGAGUCUGCAUCCUGGAUGGCGGCAUCAACAAGAUGAAGCCCACGGGGCUGCUGACUGUCCCCUCCCCACAGAUCUGAGAUCAGCGCCUUGAGACAAAUCCCAAGGAUUUGCAGAUUACCCCCUCUUCACCGAAUUGAUCUGAGGUCAGUCUAGCUGACCUAAGCCUAGUUCUCUGUCACUUCUUAUUCUUAUGUCUGAGUGGGAAAAACAUAAAUGUACUUUGCUGGUCAUCCUUUUUAUGAGGUGGACUGGAAUAAAAAAUGUACUUAAA
Conger conger (European conger) is the source of this 3232-nucleotide messenger RNA. It is a transcript of the gene tbck, whose product is annotated as TBC1 domain containing kinase. Gene Ontology annotation, biological process: protein phosphorylation. The record is from RefSeq and is a predicted model, not a curated record. Lineage: Eukaryota; Metazoa; Chordata; Actinopteri; Anguilliformes; Congridae. Bases 360 to 3038 code for a protein of 892 amino acids. The transcript is spliced from 26 exons. Gene Ontology annotation, molecular function: protein kinase activity; ATP binding.